Molecule: messenger RNA, 1485 nt
Organism: Trichoderma breve
Lineage: Eukaryota; Fungi; Ascomycota; Sordariomycetes; Hypocreales; Hypocreaceae
Product: SPFH domain / band 7 family domain-containing protein
Exons: 4
Coding region: 1-1485 (494 amino acids)
Biological process (GO): protein localization to plasma membrane
Cellular component (GO): plasma membrane
Source: RefSeq, a predicted model, not a curated record
AUGGCGUCCUACAAGAUUUCUGCGCCGGACGAAUACCUUGCCAUCACUGGCAUGGGUAUUCGUACCCCCCACGACUAUGCCAUGGACCUCCAAGCAAUGACAAAGGAGAAACUACAGUUCUCUCUCCCUGUUGUAUUUACAGUUGGACCAGACGUCAAUCAGCACGCUCUCGUCAAGUAUGCGAUGCUUUUAGCUCGCUCAAACAGCGGCAACAGGGUAGUUGCAGAGCGAGAUCAUGUAGAAAACAUUGUCAAGGGUAUUAUCGAGGGUGAGACGCGUGUUUUGGUGUCCGGAAUGACCAUGGAAGAAAUCUUCACCGAACGUGAAGUUUUCAAGCGACGCAUCUUCCGCAACAUUCAGGGUGAACUUCAGCAAUUCGGCCUUAAAAUUUACAACUCGAACGUCAAGGAGCUCAAGGAUGCUCCCAAUUCCAUCUACUUCGAAUCGCUCUCCAAGAAGGCCCACGAAGGUGCAACGAACCAGGCAAGAAUCGACGUUGCCGAAGCUCAGCUUCGAGGUAACGUUGGAGAAGCCAAGAAGAAGGGUGAACAAGAUCGCGAGAUUGCGAAAAUCAAUGCCGAGACUGCUGUACAAAAGACAGAGAGGGAUAUCGAGCGCGCAGAGGCGGAGGCGCGCCUCCAUACCCAACAAGCUGCUCUUACACGAGAUGUGGAGAUCGCCCGGGUCACCGCUAAGCGAACUCUUGAGUCUACGGACGAGAAUUUGAAGCGAGAGGUCGAAGUCAAGCGUGCAGCAGCCGAGAUGGAACGUCUUCGAGCCCAAGAUGUCGUCAAAGCGACUAUCAUUCGUGAAUCUAAACAACAAGCCGCGGAUGCCCUCGCGUAUGAACUCAACGCAAAGGCAAAGGCAGAUUGGGAGGCAGGACAACGCGCCGCAGAUACAGACGCUUACAAAACUCGUGUUUCUGCAGAAGCAAACCAGGAGGCGAGCCAGCGAGGAGCAGAUACAGAGGUUUACAAGAGCCAAAAGGCUUCUGAAGCAAACGCAUACAAAACUCGGGCUGCCGAUGCAGAGGCAUAUAGGGUUCGUGUGACAGCGGAGGCAAACCAGGAAGCAAGUGUGCGGAGCGCUGAGGCUGCCCUUGUCAAAACCCUUAAAGAAGCCGAAGGUAUCACAGCAAUGGCAGACGCAUACGGCAAGCUCUCUGUUGCAUUUGGUGGUCCAGCUGGUCUUCUCCAGUACAUGAUGAUCAAGGACGGCACUCUUGUCGAGCUUGCCAAGGCCAACGCCAGCGCUAUCCGCGGAUUGGAGCCCAAGAUCAGCGUUUGGAAUACCGGAAACCAGGGUAGCGGCUCGGAAUCAACCGAUGUCAUGCGCAAUGUCUACCAGAUGCUUCCACCACUGAUGACUACGAUCAAUGAGCAGACUGGUAUCACUCUUCCUGAGUGGCAGUUUGGCCGACUCAACGCGGCUCAGGGGGCAAUGACAGAGAGCAAUGUCAAUGGAGCUGGAAAGAAGAAGUAA